Messenger RNA from Fulmarus glacialis (Northern fulmar), 1008 nucleotides. It is a transcript of the gene ZSWIM1, whose product is annotated as zinc finger, SWIM-type containing 1. The transcript has 2 exons. The record is from RefSeq and is a predicted model, not a curated record. Gene Ontology annotation, molecular function: zinc ion binding. The annotation marks the transcript as partial. Lineage: Eukaryota; Metazoa; Chordata; Aves; Procellariiformes; Procellariidae.
UGGGAGCAGAGCUGGGGGGAGAGCAGUAACUACUUUAGGGACCUGGAGAUGGUCACCCAGGUUUUAAGCCAGGUUUUCAGUGCUGGGCUCUCUCUGGAGAGCUGCAUCACCUCCUUAGCCCAGCACUACCAAAAGUGUGUUUCUAAGAGCCCUCCUGAUGCCAUGAUGUGCUCUGCUCCCUAUCCUGAUCACCGUGCUGCUCGGGCAGCUCUCCAGAGCCUGCCUGCCUUUGGUUUGCUUCUCACCCCUCUGGCGUGCCAGGGUAAGCCAUCUCAGAGCUCCAAACAGGCCUCCCCCACCACAAGUCCACUGGCAGCUCCUCGGCUCCCCAUGGCUCUUCAGCAUCAGCCUGAAAUCCCCCAGGCUCUCCUCCUCCAGCGCGAGCCUGCGAGCCCUCAGUCCUCAUCAGAUCCUUCAUCUCCUGCGGCUAAACUGGAGGCCACAGAAAACCUGGAGGGUGACAGCGAGAAGGAGAUUAACCGAAGGACUGAAGAACGCAUCAAGCAGUCUUUGAGCGAUAUUUGCACGGAGCCCGCUGCCAGGCUGUGCCUGAGUGAGUUUGCAGUGGUUCAGAAGUCCGUGCAGCUGAUAGGCACCAGGGAGGACGCUCUCAGCAUACAGGUCCUGGAGGAUGCCCACAGGGUGGACCUGAAAGGCCUGAGCAGGUGCACUUGCCACUUCAACCAGAUGUUCCAGCUGCCCUGCCGGCACAUCCUGGCCGUGCUGAAUUCGGACAGGAAGACCUUGCAGCCGGAGAUGCUCGGCAGACAGUGGCAGAAGGGAUGCGAUGCUCGUCAGGCUGGGCGAGACGGUGCUGAUGGCCUCUUGGAGAUCCUGAAGAGCUCCUGGAACAAGUCUUUGGAUAAAUCCCUGGUGGUGUCCUUCCUCACGGCAGAGAUCGGCCGGCUUCUCACCCACUGCAGUGGCGAGGAGUUUGAGCGCAGGUACAGAACCCUCCGGGAGCUGGCUGACAGCUGGAUCGGGCCCUACAUCAAGGUGAAGCUCUAG